Messenger RNA from Acipenser ruthenus (sterlet), 4241 nucleotides. Its product is annotated as tripartite motif-containing protein 16-like. The record is from RefSeq and is a predicted model, not a curated record. The transcript has 6 exons. NCBI's taxonomy places the organism in Eukaryota, Metazoa, Chordata, Actinopteri, Acipenseriformes, Acipenseridae. The coding region runs from base 1 to 1671 and encodes 556 amino acids. Gene Ontology annotation, molecular function: protein binding; zinc ion binding.
AUGGCUUCAAAAGUAUGGUCAGAAGAUCGAUUCAGCUGUCCAGUGUGUCUGGAGAUAUUGAAGGACCCAGUCGCUAUUCCAUGUGGACACAGUUACUGUAUGGGGUGUAUUAAGAACUGCUGGAAUCAGACUGAUCUUACAGGUGUCUACAGCUGCCCCCAGUGCAGAAAGACCUUUACCCCGAUGCCUGAUCUGUGCAGAAACACCAUGCUGGCUGAAGUUGUGGAGGAAUUAAAGAAGACAGGACUCAAUCCUCCUCCUGCUCAAAGUUAUGCUGGACCUGGAGAUGUGCCAUGUGAUGUCUGCACUGGGAGAAAGUUCAAAGCUGUGAAAUCCUGUUUGACGUGCCUGGCAUCUUACUGUGAAACACACGUCAGGCCACACAGUGAGGUUUCUCCAUUAAAGAGGCACAAGCUGGUCAAUGCAAUUGGAAAUCUGGAGCAGAAGCUUUGUGCUGAACACCAACGAUUAUGUGAAGUCUUCUGUAGAACUGAUCAGACGUGUAUUUGCUUGUUGUGUUCACAAAAUGAACACAAGAGCCAUGAUACAGUCUCAGCUGAGGCAGAAAGGACUGGCAAACAGAAGCAGCUGGGAGAGACACAGACAGAAAUACAACAGAGAAUCCAGGAGAGACUGAAAGACGUGGAUGAGCUGAAACAGGCUGUGAAGUCACUGAAAAGAUCUGCAUGCAUAGAAAUAAAGGAAAGUGAGAAGAUCUUUACUGAGCUGAUCCGAUCCAUUGAGAAGAUCCACACUGAGGUUACUGAGCUGAUUGGAGCUAACGAGAAGGCUGCAGUGAAUCAGGCUGAUGGAUGCAUGAAGAAACUGGAGCAGGAGAUUGCUGAGCUAAUAAACAGAAACUCUGAGCUGAAACAGCUUUCAGAGACAGAGGAUCACAUCCAUUUUCUACAGAAUUUCCAGUCUCUCUGUGCCCCUCCUGAAGCUGGAGACUUACCCAGCAUUACUGUCAAUACAGACAUCUCUUUUGGGGCUGUGAGGAAAGCUGUAUCUGAACUUAAAGACCAUAUUGAGGACUUCUGCAAGGGGGAAUUAGUCAAAAUAACCAAAACAGUGAAUGAAGUUGCAGUUUACAGUCUGCAGGCUCCAGAGCCAAGGAACAGAGCUGAGUUUUUAAAAUAUUCCUGUCAGCUCACACUGGACCCCAACACAGCAUAUAGAAACCUCUGUCUGUCUGAAGGGAACAGAAAGGUGACACGGAGGAGAGAGACCCAGCGAUAUCGAGAUCACCCGGAGAGAUUUGAUAGCUGGCCCCAAGUGCUUUGCAGAGAGGGUUUGUCUGGGACUCGCUGUUACUGGGAGAUUGCGUGCAGUGGGGGAGGGGCUUCUAUAGGAGUCACAUAUAAAGGAAUCAGCAGGAAAGGAGGGGAUCAUUAUUCUAGUCUUGGAUUCAAUGACAAGUCCUGGAGUUUGCGCUGCUCUGAUUUCAGUUACACUGCCCGGCACAAUAACAAUCACACUGCAAUAACUGCCCCCCGCUCCCCCAGAAUAGGAGUGUAUCUGGACUUUAAUGCCGGCACGCUGUCCUUUUAUGGCGUCUCUGACACAAUGACCCUCCUGCACAGAUUCCAAACCACAUUCACUGAGCCGCUCUAUCCUGGGUUUUGGCUUUGGGGUUCUGAUUCCUCUGUAACAAUCUGCCAUCUGAACUAGACUGUUUUGUGUUGUAAGAAACCCUUUGUAUUGAACUCCCUGUCUGUCCUCUCCACUCCUCGGGUGAAGUGAAUGUUCAAUCUGACGCAAUUUUGGAUGAAAGUUAGGGGGUAAAACGGCGCCACCUGAAGAGCGAAACGAGAGGAAUUAUUUGUUUUUAACAACAAAUGGAUUUCAUACGAAAUAACUAUUUAAUUUCUUAAAGAAUUGUUAUGUUUUAUAUAUAUAUAUAUAUAUAUAUAUAUAUAUAUAUAUACAGAUGUGCUCAAAUUUGUUGGUACCCUUACAGCUCAUUGAAAUAAUGCUUCAUUCCUCCUGAAAAGUGAUGAAAUUAAAAGCUAUUUUAUCAUGUAUACUUGCAUGCCUUUGGUAUGUCAUAGAAUAAAGCAAAGAAGCUGUGAAAAGAGAUGAAUUAUUACUUAUUCUACAAAGAUAUUCUAAAAUGGCCUGGACACAUUUGUUGGUACCCCUUAGAAAAGAUAAUAAAUAAUUGGAUUAUAGUGAUAUUUCAAUCUAAUUAGUUUCUUUAAUUAGUAUCACACAUGUCUCCAAUCUUGGAAUCAGUCAUUCAGCCUAUUUAAAUGGAGAAAAGUAGUCACUGUGCUGUUUGGUAUCAUUGUGUGCACCACACUGAACAUGGACCAGAGAAAGCAAAGGAGAGAGUUGUCUGAGGAGAUCAGAAAGAAAAUAAUAGACAAGCAUGGUAAAGGUCAAGGCUACAAGACCAUCUCCAAGCAGCUUGAUGUUCCUGUGACAACAGUUGCAAAUAUUAUUAAGAAGUUUAAGGUCCAUGGAACUGUAGCCAACCUCCCUGGGCGCGGCCGCAAGAGGAAAAUCGACCCCAGAUUGAACAGAAGGAUAGUGCGAAUGGUAGAAAAAGAACCAAGGAUAACUGCCAAAGAGAUACAAGCUGAACUCCAAGGUGAAGGUACGUCAGUUUCUGAUCGCACCAUCCGUCGCUUUUUGAGCGAAAGUGGGCUCCAUGGAAGAAGACCCAGGAGGACUCCACUUUUGACAGAAAAACAUAACAAAGCCAGACUGGAAUUUGCUAAAAUGCAUAUUGACAAGCCACAAUCCUUCUGGGAGAAUGUCCUUUGGACAGAUGAGUCAAAACUGGAGCUUUUUGGCAAGUCACAUCAGCUCUAUGUUCACAGACGAAAAAAUGAAGCUUUCAAAGAAAAGAACACCAUACCUACAGUGAAACAUGGAGGAGGCUCGGUUAUGUUUUGGGGCUGCUUUGCUGCGCCUGGCACAGGGUGCCUUGAAUCUGUGCAGGGCACAAUGAAAUCUCAAGACUAUCAAGGCAUUCUGGAGCGAAACGUACUGCCCAGUGUCAGAAAGCUCUGUCUCAGUCGCAGGUCAUGGGUCCUCCAACAGGAUAAUGACCCAAAACACACAGCUAAAAGCACCCAAGAAUGGAUAAGAACAAAACAUUGGACUAUUCUGAAGUGGCCUUCUAAUGAGUCCUGAUCUGAAUCCUAUCGAACAUCUAUGGAAAGAGCUGAAACUUGCAGUCUGGAGAAGGCACCCAUCAAACCUGAGACAGCUGGAGCAGUUUGCUCAGGAAGAGUGGGCCAAACUACCUGUUAACAGGUGCAGAAGUCUCAUUGAGAGCUACAGAAAACGUUUGAUUGCAGUGAUUUCCUCUAAAGGUUGUGCAACAAAAUAUUAGGUUAGCGGUCCCAUCAUUUUUGUCCAUGCCAUUUUCAUUUGUUUUAUUAUUUACAAUAUUAUGUUGAAUAAAAAAUCAAAAACAAAGUCUGAUUUCUAUUAAAUAUGGAAUAAACAAUGGCGGAUGCCAAUUACUUUAGUCAGUUUCAAGUUAUUUCAGAGAAAAUUGUGCAUAUUUUUGUUUUUUGUGGAGGGGUACCAACAAAUUUGAGCACGUCUGUAUACAUACACACAUUAUCCAUAGAGGCUUUAUCCUAUAAAGCCGUGGUUUUCAGCCAGUGGGUCGUGAGGCAUGCUCAGGUGGGUCGCCACAAUUUGGCUUUGAGAAGAUUACAUUUAACAAUUAUUAUUACCAUAUAAUACUAACAUUUCUUAGCAACCCUAGACCCUGCCUUAGGAUCUGAAAUGAUCCUGUUGCUCUGAACCACAGCUGUUAUUAUUAUUAUUAUUAUUAUUAUUAUUAUUAUUAUUAUUAUUCAUGUUCUGGUCAGUCUGCUGUUGCACAGACUUUGGAUUGUGUUGAAAAGAAACAAAAGAAAAGCAAAUUUCUCGAGUAACAUUUUAUCAUCAGUCAAAUUUAAAGUGUGUCGCAUUAUUUUUUAUGUUUACUGGUGGGUCAUUGAGUUAAAAAGAUUAAACUCACUGCUCUAGAUGGGGAUUUUCAAUAUAUUUUAUGGGAUUGGAACUGGACCUGUUUUUCACACGUGUCUUGUGUUUAGUUUUGUACAGCGCUCUGAGAUGCCUUGGCAUGAUAUAUAAGAGAAUGCAUGUGUAUUGUAUUUUAAAAUCUAUUUUACCUUAAGCUUUUUAUGGCUAUUUACCAUUCAUAUGAACAGUAAUUUUGUAAAGUGUUAUUGUAUUAUCAUAUUGGUGCCACGGUUUGCUAUGCUAUUGAAUAC